Molecule: messenger RNA, 261 nt
Organism: Phanerochaete carnosa HHB-10118-sp
Lineage: Eukaryota; Fungi; Basidiomycota; Agaricomycetes; Polyporales; Phanerochaetaceae
Exons: 2
Coding region: 1-261 (86 amino acids)
Source: RefSeq, a predicted model, not a curated record
AUGCAUACACAUACGCAGGCUCAGUGGUUCAAUGCUGCGGGCAUAUCUUCAACACCUGUAAACGCCUCUAUCUGGAGUAAAGACCUUGAAGAGAGAAUCAAGAACUUCGAGUUCCGGGUCCUCUUAACAUCACCGGAAAUGCUCUUUAAUAAGACAUCCUUCUCAAAGAUUGCUCAUACGCCCUCCUUCAUGUCCCAUGUCGAUCUUAUUGUUGCAGAUGAAGCCCACUGCAUCACUCAAUGGUCCGGCAAGGCCUUUUGA